Molecule: messenger RNA, 918 nt
Organism: Phascolarctos cinereus (koala)
Lineage: Eukaryota; Metazoa; Chordata; Mammalia; Diprotodontia; Phascolarctidae
Source: RefSeq, a predicted model, not a curated record
AUGGCAUUAGAACUGAUCUUUGAUGAGGAUGAGGGGCUCUACAAAGUGGGGAAGAGGAGGAAGUACAUUCCGGGCAUGGGGCUCAGGGGACAGCUGCGACUUGGUUUUGUCAAUGAAGGACCUGCAUUGAACUACCAGUGGGAUGUCCAUGGGCCUGCAACAAAGUUGGCAAAUGCCACGGUAUCUAGCAUAACCAGGACCAAUAAUAAUCAAGACCCUAAAAAUGUUGGUACAUUUCUUUGCAGAAAGAAAGUCCAUUCCUACUCAUGCUGUGUCAUUCAGGUCUGCACAUUCCUGUCCUUUGGCAUUGCAGAGUGCUAUAUCCUCUCAGUGAUGGCCUAUGACCGCUAUGUUGCCAUUCGAGACCCUUUAAGGUACUCAGUCACAAUGAACUGGGGUAUUUGUAGGAGGCUGGCUGCUGGGUCUUGGUUGGGUGGCUUUUUGGCAUCUACAGUGGAUACAGUAACCACAUUCCAGCUGUCCUUCUGCCAGGAUAAUGUUAUCAAUCAUUUCUUGUGUGAAAUGCCUGCUCUACUGCACCUCUCUUGUACUGACACAACCCAUGCAGAGUUGGUCAUGCAGGUCCUCUGUAUCUUUACUCUUUUGUGCCCUAUCACAUUCAUCAUCCUUUCCUAUGCACACAUCAUCAUUGCUGUCUUGAGAAUUCGCUCUGCCCCGGGACGUAGAAAAACCUUCUCUACUUGCUCUUCCCACCUUUUAGUUGUCACCCUAUUUUUUGGGACUGUAAUGUCUCUUUACUUAAAGCCUAAGUCUCUGUCCUCUCCAGAAUACAAUAAGAUUGUUUCAGUGUUUUAUGUGGCUUUCACACCUACUCUCAACCCUCUCAUCUAUAGCUUGAGAAAUAAGGAGGUGAAAAUGGCCCUGAGAAAACUUUUGGGGAAACCUGAAGGUGCUUAA